CCCUACGUCACCAUAUCCCGCGUCCAUAAUACUCUGUUCCACAUCCCACUCCCAUCUCUCCCGUUUCUCUACACUUCCUGACCCAGAUGGCGGCGGCGCCCUGCUCUACCACCUUCUCCGGCGACGUGUGGGCGGAGCUGCGCCUGGCCUCCGCUAGCGAUGUGCCGCACAUCCACCGCCUGAUACACCAGAUGGCCGAGUUCGAGCUCCUCACCGACCUCUUCGCCGCCACCGAAGAGCUGCUCACCUCCACGCUCUUCCCCUCGCCGACGCCGCCUCCCUUCACCUCCUUCACAGCCCUCAUCCUCGACCUAUCCCCCUCCCCCGUCGCCCCCGACCCCUCGUCCACCAUCGCCUCCCGCCGCCUCGACCUCUCCGCGUCCCCGCUCGCGGACCCCGAGGCCGCCGCCUUCGCCUCCCCGCGCGGAGGCGGGCGCGUCACGGCCGGGUUCGUGAUCUGCUUCCCCAACUACUCCACCUUCCUCUCCAAGCCCGGGCUCUACGUGGAGGACAUCUUCGUGCGCGCGCCCUGGCGCCGCCGCGGGCUCGGCCGGAUGAUGCUGUCCGCCGUCGCCGGCAGGGCGGCCGAGCUCGGGAUGGGCCGGGUGGAGUGGUGCGUGCUCGACUGGAACAAGAACGCCAUCGACUUCUACGAGGGCAUGGGCGCUGACGUGCUCCCGCAGUGGCGCAUCUGCCGGCUCGCCGGCAAAGCGCUGGACAAGUACAAGGGGUCCGCCGGCGGGAAGGCUGCGGCUGCGGAAUAGGAGGGCCUGGAAAAUUGCUUCUUGAGUUGAGUAUCUGCCAAUAAUAAAGGUGGCGUAGAUUUGCUCCCGUCUGGCAUGGUUUAGAUACGAUCGGUGAUUUGGCGCAUUUGAUCAGCUCGUUGUGGCAAAUGUUGGCUCAUUAUGCUCAAUUAUCUUAUGAUUAGAUGCACAAGUAUGUCUUUAUGAUUACCAUUUCAGCCUGAACAUGCCUCUUUGUUGUCGGUCGGAGUCUCAGAGCUGUUUCAAAUGAAUUCCUGCCUUUUUAAUAACAACAUAAAAUCCUGCUUGACCAGGGCCCAUGAUCUGUUCGAGUAUCUCAAUUUGGAUAAAAGAUUUUCGGAUUU
This is a messenger RNA of Zea mays, 1108 nucleotides long. RefSeq names its product probable acetyltransferase NATA1-like. The record is from RefSeq and is marked validated. Bases 87 to 764 code for a protein of 225 amino acids. NCBI's taxonomy places the organism in Eukaryota, Viridiplantae, Streptophyta, Magnoliopsida, Poales, Poaceae. The transcript has a single exon. Gene Ontology annotation, molecular function: N-acetyltransferase activity.